CUUCCGGUGGAGCAGGGAUUGGCCUAGGCGGCUGCUACUCUCGGGCCGGGGAGAUGCUGCUGGGGAGCAUGACCCGGGGAGGCCGGGCGGGGACACGCUGGCUCUCCAGCUGGAACUGCUGCCAGAGGCUUCCUGGAGGAGACUACGUUCUACACAGGCACCAUGCCAGAACAGGAGCCAGUGAUGGCCACAGAGAAUUAGGGACAGACAAUGUAGAGGGGGGCUCCCAAGCAGAUGCAAAUGACACGAGGCAGCCCAAGGCCUCCCUGCCCAGCAGGGGCCCCUUAGAACCCCCAUACUCUCUGCCAUCUGAGCUCCAGCCCCCCACAAACUGCUGCAUGAGUGGCUGCCCCAACUGCGUGUGGGUGGCAUAUGCAGAGGCUCUGCUACAGCACUACCAGGACGGCGGGGAGCGGGCCCUGGCUGCCCUGGAGGAGCAUGUGGAAGAUGAGAACCUCAAGGCCUUCCUCAGGAUGGAGAUCCAGCUCCACAUGCAGGGCAGGGACUGAGCCGGUCUGCCACAGGUGCCUUUGCCCUGCAGAGAUGCUGGAUGAACAGCUCCUGCUCAUGAAGCUCGCCUGGUGCCCGCUUUGUGGGCUCGAUGUAUCUUCUGGGAAUAAGAUUUUACCUGAAAAUAAAUAAAUCCUCCAUGAUG
Molecule: messenger RNA, 655 nt
Organism: Castor canadensis (American beaver)
Lineage: Eukaryota; Metazoa; Chordata; Mammalia; Rodentia; Castoridae
Source: RefSeq, a predicted model, not a curated record